Molecule: messenger RNA, 2557 nt
Organism: Pocillopora damicornis (cauliflower coral)
Lineage: Eukaryota; Metazoa; Cnidaria; Anthozoa; Scleractinia; Pocilloporidae
Product: coadhesin
Source: RefSeq, a predicted model, not a curated record
UGCUGACUGCGAAGGCGAGCCUUCGCAAUCGAUAGUCUGCCGUUCCAAGAGGAAACUCCUGAUAGAAGGCCAAAGAGUUUGAGUGGUUUUAAUAUGAAGUUCCUGUGGCUUGUCAUCGUCGUGGCAUUCAGCGUAUCUUUAGAGAAAUCUUCCGUAGAAGGUGGAUGUCUUGAUCAGAAAAUGGAUAUCGCCAUUCUCGGUGACGUGUCCAAGAGCAUGAACAAGGACCACCGAAAUAAGUUAAGACAACUGGUUUAUUCAUUGGUGAACAAACUAGGGGUUUCUGCUGCAGGAAAUCACUAUGCUCUUGGCACUUUUGGAUCAUAUGUUCCAAUUCACUUCUACUUGAAUUCAGGAAGAUACCACAACCCAAAAAACUUAAAGGACAUGGUUAAAGCCCGUUUUAAUUUUGUUCCAAAGUUAGUGGGAACACGCACUGAUCUCGCCAUGAAAAACGCGUUAAAUAUAUUUACCAAAGAAAAAGGAGACAGACCUGACGCUAAGAAUAUCUUGUUCGUCUUUACUGAUGGAGCACCGUUCAUUGGCGAAUGGGAUAAGAGAAAACGGACUCCUUUUGGACCGUCAACAAAUGCUCUGGAGGCCAGAGGUGUGAGCAUAGUUGUUAUUGGAGUUGGUAAGGACUUAUACAAAAGAAAAGAACAAAUGAAAUGGAUAGCUGGCAAAAAGGGAAAAGUUCUUCUGUAUGGCAGCUUCGACGCACUCAUCAAAAGUCUGAACCAGAUCCUGCAAGCUACAUGCCCUGUUGAUGGGGGAUACACAGAUUGGUCUGAGUCGAAGUGCAGUGUGACGUGUGGAGGAGGAGUGAAGACACUUACAAGAAGCUGCACCAACCCCCCGGCAUCUAACGGUGGGAAGGACUGCAGUCAGCUUGGACCAGCUAAAAAGACUGUUCCAUGUAACGAACAAAAAUGCUCUGUUGACGGGGGGUACACAGAUUGGUCUGAGUCAAAGUGCAGUGUGACGUGUGGAGGAGGAGUGAGGACAAUUACAAGAACCUGCACAAAUCCCCCGCCAUCUAACGGUGGAAAGGACUGCAGUGAACUUGGACCAGCUGAAAAGACAGUCCCAUGUAACGAACAGAAAUGUCCUAUUAAUGGAGGAUACACUGAUUGGUCUGAGUCAAAGUGUAGUAAGACGUGUGGAGGAGGAGUAAAGACGUAUACAAGAACCUGCACCAAUCCCCCUCCAUCUAACCUUGGAAAAGACUGCAGUGAACUGGGACCAGCGAAAACGACAGUUCCGUGCAACACACAAGAAUGCCUACCUCCAUGCACAGCUGGACUUGAUAUUGCAAUCGUUCUCGACAAAUCCCAGAGCGUUAAAUUAGGUAAUCUGAAAACGGUCAUCACCUUUUUGGGCAAUCUGGUUAAAAACUUCGACCCUUCACCUGAGGCAGAUCACUUUGGCCUUAUUACCUUUAACAAAAAAGCACAAAUGUCUUUCAAACUCGGUGAUUCACGAUAUCAUGAUAAAGACGCCUUGCUACAGAAAAUAGCCAACGAACCAAUGGUCUUAAAGUAUCAAACUCGCACCGAUCUGGCUCUUAUUAUGGCGAGGGACGAGAUGUUUACUGAGGAAGGAGGAGACAGACCAGACAAACCAAAUGUCAUGAUUGUACUUACAGAUGGAAAACCAACUCAUCCGAAAAAUGACUUUGAUUUUAAAGCAUUUGCCAACAUAAUAUCCGAGGAUUUCACGGUGAGUGUAAAAUCACGUUAUCGGGUUAUUAAUUAAGCGUUAUUAUACCUUUAAUGUGGUUUGUUGUAUAUUGAGAAAUAUCAUGCGCCAAUUUCUAGUUGAGGUGUAACGUUCAUUUUCAAUAUUCUUUCGUGUUAAGGUACUAGAUGCAAUGCGCUAGUUUCUUUCGUUGAAUACUUCCCAUUUCACCUGCGAUUUAUUAAUCAGUAGAUCAGCUGCGGAAUCGAUUAUUAUCUAUACAGCAAUUUCUGAAGGAUUCCAAUCAAAAGCAGGGAAUACGCAUUGCCCUGCAUUCCGGUUAAAGUCGGGUUUAAACUUUGGCAGGGGCAUCUGUGUUGAAAGAAAAAGAAAACUCAAAUCUUACACUGCACGACUUCCUGCGGACAGAAAAUUAAAACUAUCCCAUUGGAAACUAUCAGGAAAACCCGACGAAAAUCUAUAGGGCUUAGGCACAAUCUCAACCUAACCUGUAAUGGUUAAUAGCUGUCUCAUGCAAUUGAAGCCGAAUUACAAAGAUAUUUUAUGGCAACAGAUAAUGAAAAACAGUUGAUGCCGUACAUUUUUUCAUUUUACAGAAAAAGGAAAUCAACAUUGUAGCAGUGGGUAUCGGUCCAGGAGUGGAGGAAGCCACUCUACACGAUAUCGCUGGCACAGGACCUGUGAUUCAGGUGGAAAACUUCGAUAAGCUUGAUGAAACGAUCCAAAAAAUCAAGGGAUCUGCUUGUUCGGGAUAGCGAGGUUGGUAUUUCGAGACGGACAUGCGUACAUGAACCGUACAAGCCAACAGAAUUCUUAUGGAUGCAAAUGAUACUGAAAAUAAACUUUGUCAAAAAGGAAA